Molecule: messenger RNA, 9985 nt
Organism: Paramuricea clavata
Lineage: Eukaryota; Metazoa; Cnidaria; Anthozoa; Malacalcyonacea; Plexauridae
Source: the annotation of a GenBank genome assembly
GAUAUCUGUUUUCUUGGGCUAAGUACCAUAAAAAAAUGAGAUGAAGUCCCUCGCAUAAAAAAAUGAGAUAAAGUCCCUCAAAGCAAUUGCAAUGUACUCGUCUGGAAAAAUUUUUGACCCCUGAAAUGGUAUCCGGAAAAAAAUUUUUCCGGGAAAAUUUUUUAGAUAGGGGCCCCUAAAAAAAAUUUGCCCCGGGCCCCCGCCAACCUCUGGGCGGCCCUGCAUGUGCCGAGUAAUUCAUGUACAAUAACACGCUUAAUUACCUUUUUUAUACACACUGUAUAUUGAUGUUGGCUGAACUUUUCCAUUCAUUUCAGCUUGUGUAUAAUUUAUGCCAGCUUUUCUUUAUUUAACUGGAUUGCUCCACCUAUUAUUGCUUUCAUUGGUUCCAAAUUUUCCAUGAUGCUUGGUGGCUUUUGUUAUUGGCAAGUGUUAAUACUGUAUAUUAUUGUGAAUAGUCUUUAAUUUUGCCCUAACCAUUAGUGUCUGACCCUCUACGUGCUCUUGAUGACUAUCCCCUUGCCAAAAUCAACUAUGAAGCAAGCCAUCUGAAAAUUACUUUAAAGCUCAGACAUUUUAGACAUUUUUACAUCAAACGUAGUUUAAAUUACAAAUCAGUUCGUCGCCUGCAUUCAUAAGCAGAAUAUAAUAUAUAAUUAUCAAAUAUAUUAUUGUAUUGUUUGUUUAACUAGAAUAAAUGUGACAUAUUUUGACAAGCAUGUAUAUUAGACUAAACCUCCGCUUGUUUAAUAUUAUGGCCAUUGGCCAUGCCCAAUUGAGUGACCACGCUUCUAAAAUUGGCAAAACAUUGCUGUACACAUCUCUUGUUAGAACCUUAACCCUUUGAGUACCAGCACUUUCCCCUUGAUGGGUUAAAUCAUCUGGUGUUAGACAGAGUGAUUUCAAUAAUAAAGUAGAGUGUAAUUCAACUUAAGCUGUUUUGCAGAUAUUUUCUUAAUAUCUUCUCAAUUUUUUUCACAGGCUAUUUAUAUUGAGCUUAUAUUUUGUAUCCAAGUACGUUCAGCAUGACCUGUCAGGUCUGCUGUAUACAGCAUCUGUUGUCAUUGGAUUUGGGGCUGCAGGUAUACUGUACAUUUUUGUACUUGAAUUUGUGUGCCAAUAUGCAGAUUUUUAUUGAUGUACUGUCUUAUAAAUGGUGAUUUUGCUGUCUUAUAAAUCGAUGCCCUGCUUGUUGGCCGCUAUGCCCUCGAAAUAUACUGAAAUCCACGGCCAGUAGUGGCCUGCCCUCAACCCCAGAUUACAGUAUUUAGGCUUUAGAAUACCAAGCCUAUGAUUUCUAAAAUUUGGCAAUAAAUUUAAAUAGUAUUUAAAUGCACCUUUCCAGCCUUUUGUUUGGCAUUUUUUUGAAUAUUGUUGCUGUUCUGUAUAUUUUUCUUGUCUCAUGGAAACUCAAACAUUAUUUGCAACUUCAAAAUAGCAACUGAAUAAAAUUUUCAAACUGGCCUUGAAUCUUGAUGCCCUGUGUACUGGCCUUGAUGCCCUGAAAAACGUAGUAACAUUCAAGGACAAACUGGCCUUGCCAUUAUUUUUCUCAAAUUCGAGGCCUGGAAUGGUAAUAAAAUAAAAUAUGUAUGCAUAUAGAAACCACAGUUAAAUAUUCGUCCAGAAUCCAGAAAUUGCUAUUCUAGGGACUCUACAUUUCAAAAUUUUUGCAGGGAGAAUGCCCCCGGAACUAUUUAAGUACAGAAUACACAAUUUGAAAAUGUUACAUAAACAUUCAAAACUGAAGGAAAUACUCUUGCUAGUUGUCCUAAGAGUUUAAGAAUAUGGAAAUCAGUCUGACUAAAAGAGUGCACGAUAGAAAAUCACUAGGGCACCAAAUAUUCCCUGGGCCCCCAAAUUUCUCUGUGCAGCCCUGUUUCAGAAUGAUUGUGUUGAAGGAUUGUUGAUAGUGUAUGUGGAUUUAAUAUGGUCAGUUGAUCAAUUGGGGGCGUGUUGAUACAUUUGUUUGAUAUGCAUCCUCCCUGACCUCCCACCCAAUUUUACUCAAAAUUUCAAGUUUUUUUGUGAAAUCCCCACCCCAUCCCUGUACCCCCACUCCCCAGGAUUUAUAUUAAUAGGUGUGUAGGUCAAGUUGGUAAGAAGUCAUUUUAUUUCCAACAGUUAUCUGGACGGCGCAAGGAAGUUGUUUGACGGUGAAUUCUUCAGAUGAAACGAUGGGACGAAACAGUGGAAUAUUUUGGGCAUUCUUACAAUGCAGGUUGAAUUAUGAAACUGUUGAAUGAGAGUUUUAAACUCGCUAACACUUGAACCGUUACCCUUAAUAACACUCUUUAUGUUUUGUAGUAUGUUGAUUGGAAGUUUGAUUGUUUACUUUUGUUUCAAGCCAAAAAAUGGUUCAACGCUGAUCAGUGAGUACCUUACAUACAAGUCAUUUUAGAAUGCGUCUCUUGUAUAGAAAUGGCUAUUCACUGUCAUUGCGGUGCCCUAUUGACUGCCAUUUGGGAGGGGGAAGGGGGGGGGGGGUGCCACACUGUAGUACAUACAGUAUACUGUAUGUCUGGUUAGAAUAUACACUAGGUUAGAAUUCCAGCUAUAUUGACUAAUUUUUUAUCUAGACAAGAAAGACGAAUUACAUCAUUAUAGCUCAAAAGAGCAUCCUAAAAUUAGUAAAAUUGCAAAGUUUGGUUGCGAAAUGUUUUAAAAUAUGGAAAAUAUAGUCCUAUGAAAUUAGCAAAUUUUGACUAUUUUAGUAUUACGCGCGAUAAAAAUAACCACUUUCAGCUUAAAAAUGGUUAUUUUACCACGCGCAAUACUAAAAUACUGAAAAUUCGGGCUAUAUUUUCCGUAUUUUACAACAUUUCGCAACCAAACUUUGCAAUUUUACUAAUUUUAGAAUGCUCUUUUGAGCUAUAAUGAUAGAUUUCGUCUUUCUUAUCUAGAUAAAAAAAUAGUCGAGAGCUAGAAUUACUAAAACUGUCUGUACCAGUGUACAUGUAGGUAGUACCAAUGUGAAAAUGCUGUGCUGAGUGGUUAUAUUACUACCUUAAAAAAUAAGCAGAAACUCGACGUUUCGAGCGAAGGCCCUUCAUCAGCUCUCUCUAUUAAGAUUUUAUUUGCUUUCAGGUCUUGAUCAAAGGUCGACUGUGCUGUGUAUUUUUAUUGCUCUAUCAGCGUUUGGAACGUUGUUCUUCUUGUUGCUACGAAGUGCGAAGAACAAAAAAAAGGUGAGAAUAAUUAUGAACUGUCUUUGUCAGUGUAGGUACUACUGUAAGUGCCAAUAAAAUGAACAAGCUUUCGUUGGUAGGGUUCGUAACUACCUGAAAAUAUAUAAGGAGGAUUUCAAGUUUUUUUAUUAUAAUUUUUUGUAUGAUUUUAUGGCGCACUUUAAUGCAUGGGCGGAUUUUCAUUUUUUUUUAAAGGAGGGGUGGAAAAAUUUCUAGUGGGGUGCAAGCGGCACCACUUAGCGAGUUUUUUUACAGGGUUUAGGCGUUAGGGUUAAAGACUUUCACACAAAAUAGGAAGGGUGAAGCGAAGUUUUGGUGGGGUUGAGCACUUUAUAAGAGGGGUUAGAGAGAUUCUAAGGGAACCCCCCCCCCCUAACUCCCAGUAAAUCCGCCCAUGCUUUAAUGAUGCACUUUAUUGAUGAUGCACUUUAUUAACGUCAUUGAUGAUGCAGUUUAUUGAUGAUGCAGUUUAUUAACGCACUUCAAUGAUGCACUUUAUUGAUGAUGCACUUUAUUGAUGAUGCACUUUAUUGAUGGUGCACUUCAUUGAUGAUGCACUUUAUUGAUGAUGCACUUUAUUGAUGAUGCACUUUAUUGAUGAUGCACUUUAUUGAUGAUGCACUUUAUUGAUGAUGCACUUUAUUGAUGAUGCACUUUAUUGAUGAUGCACUUUAUUGAUGAUGCACUUUAUUGAUGGUACACUUUAUUGAUGAUGCACUUUAUUGAUGAUGCACUUUAUUGAUGAUGCCCUUUAUUGAUGAUGCACUUUAUUGAUGAUGCACUUUAUUGAUGGUGCACUUUAUUGAUGGUGCACUUUAUUGAUGAUGCACUUUAUUGAUGGUGCACGUUAUGAACAUCAGUGAUGAUGCACUCUCAUCCUUGUUUGACUAAGGCUUUAAUUCUCUUCCUUGCCCUGCCUUAGUGCAUUAUUUGAAUAUUUAUCUGUUUCAAAAUAAGCUAUUAUAUACCUGAACCUUUUUAGGAAGGAAGUGAAGAAGAUCUUAUUGUGAAUCUUCAAGGGUAAGAUAUUAAUUUUUCAUCUAAGUACUAAUUAAAAGUUAAAACAUGAGCAACCGAUCUUUAUCUGAUAUACAACUUGCAUAUACUGUAUGUCAGAUAAAGAUCGGAUGCGAAUGUUAAAAAACUGCUUUUAACGAAUGCUUAAAAAACGACCCAUCUUAUGAGUUCAUUGGCGAAGUCAUUUUAAAAAUAAACAUUGUCUAACCCGGGAAAAUCAAAGCUGAAGUUUGUGUAAAUCAGGACAAAUCUUUAUCCGAUUUGCAAACAUUGAUGAAACAUUCAUUUCUUUUGUAUUUUCCUCGUGAAUUAUUAAUAAGAUUUUUAAUUAUAUAUAAAAAAAAUCCGUGCAGCCGAACCGGCCAAUCGGGAAACACAGGUUUGAUUUCCGUAAUUGUGGAGUAAAUUGAUUCCGAGUUUAGACUUUAGAGUAUUAUAGCCACAAACCUAUAGCCACAAACCUAUAGCCACAAACCGUGGCUAUAAUAUAUGCCGAAAUAUGCCUAAUUUAUAGCCAGUGGCGUAACUAGCCCGACGAUUCAAUCCCACUAUGUAAAUAUUGACAAUUCAUGUUUAUAAACUAUCAAACAAUCAAUUUUUAAAGAAAUGAAUAAUGAUAAUGAGUUGAAAUUUGCAUAGCGGGACCAAUUCGUCGGGCUGGCUACGUCUGUACUGUUUAUAGCCAUGAUGGUAAUAGAGUAACCGGUCAGUAUCCUAAUACUCUUUGAUUGUAUAUAUAUACUGCGUUAUUAUGCAACUAUAUUCCAUAAACUGGUAUAACUCACACCUUCAGAUACAGUUGAGAUACCGUCCAUGAAACGACAGCUCCCGUAUGCAUGCUCUCCAAAGAAAUGCUAUAAAACACUGGCUAUAUAAUCGUGGCCAUAUCCACCCAUUGUGCGUGUGCAUACAGCCAAGAUUUACGAUGGAGAGCCGUGCAAAACACGUGUAAAAAAACACGUGCAAAACAGCACUCAAAACUGAAGAGCAAACAGGAUGGUUGACCUCACUAUAAUCGCCGACGUUUUCGUUAGUGUUCGUUCUGGAGUUUUAACAAUUGUUUGCCCGCGUCCAUAUUCCAAAAUACACGUCCAAAUGACGGGUGGAUGUGCCUCUGGCUAAGCCCAUAUUUCUCUCUUUAUAGGUCUGAAACAAGAGUUGAGACGAGUAGUAGUCCGUGGGAAUCAUUUGGUAAGUUGGCUGUAAGCUUUUUGUAUAUACGUUUAUCUAACUUUAUAUUAUUCAUUGCUGUGCUAUUUCUUUUGUCGAUCAGGUAAAAGAAAACUAGACUGGGUUUCCUAUUUCUUGUUUGAAAAACGUACCGGGGGAGGGGUCUUUCGAUGUUUCGAGCGAAAGCCGUUCGGGAAGUUAACUUGAACCUCGAAGUUCUCCUUCUAUUUUUUUAGGUAAUUGUAUCCCUACUGAUUGACUGAUAAUCGGCACCGGGUCGAUUUUGCCUCAUCGGUAGAUAAUCGGAAUCGGUAGAAUUGUCUAUAUUUCCGGUUGUCUAAAACCGAUUGCUGAGAAAAUGCCCACUUUAAAAAUUAUAUGCAUUGCACGUUGCGCUUUAACGCAAUAUGUUAAAUUAAUGCGUGAAGCGUCCAUUUAUUAAAGGUUUUACAGGUAAACUACGUGAAGUGUUCCUCUUUUGACUUCCUAACUCAUUUGGAAUUUUCCUCAUUUGCUUUGCAAAUUUGAAAAACUCUUUGCAAACCCUUUGGGGAAUUUGCAAUUUCCCUAUCGGCUGUUGCAACAUUCCAAUGCAAAAAACACUUCAUUUUAAAUACCUCCUUUCCUGACUUCCUGUUCUGUUUUCAGCGUUGUCAUUGGUGGAUUAUUUUUGUUAGGAAGUUAAGAACUUCUAACCGGAAUGAGGAAAAUUUAAUCGGCUUUUAGCAACGUUGUAAAUUCCCUCAAGGGAUUUGCAAGGGAGUAUUUUUAAUUGCAAAGGUAAUGAGGAAUAUUGCAAUCAAUUUAGAAAGUCAAAAGAGGAACGCUUGACGUAGUUUACCUAUAACGAUCUUUGGUUGCAGUAACAUGUUACGUUGGAAAUUAUCGUUAAAAAAUCGACAUGAAUGAUGUCACAUUUACUCGGUCAACUGAUAUUAUGACGUCAUUAUAAAUCGGCAUCAGUAUCUGGCAGAUUGCGGCAUCGGUAAUUUCCUAUUGUAUUUGUUGCACAAUCGGUCAAUCACCAGUCCCUAUCAAUCCACAGCGUUAUAUGGCUGGCCGAAAACUAGCUUACAAAACUAAUGCCAACGACUGGAAACAAAGAAUUGCCCAAGCUCUUUGCAAACUUCAGAUAAAAAGAUCAGGAUCGUUAAUUUCUGUAGUAUAGGUAAUUUUUUGUUGCCUCGCGUAGCACAGCUAAGGUGCAUGGGAGAAUUAGUUUUGUUGUUAACCAAGCCUUGAUAAAAUAUUUUUCUUCCUGGCAGCAGGCUUCCCAGACCAAAAAUUUCCUGUCAAUUUUUUUUAUGAAUUUGAAUUUUGGUUGUAAUUCAAAUUAACAGACAGUCGUAGCACUGUCACAUGAUACAAAUUUUUAUGUUAUGAUUGUUGUAUUUAUGCUCUAAUUGUGAUGUUUGUUACUUUAAUGCUGAUUUUUGAAAUUUCUCGAGCUUCAUUCUUAAUAUCUUGCUUUUCCUUAAAAAUUUCCUGUGAGAUUAAAAAAAUUUCCUGCCAUGCUGGCGGACUUUCUCAUGCCUUGUUGUUAACAUUGAUGUUUUUAUUUUAUUUUAGUCAGCUCGCUUAGGUUAUUCAUUACGAAGCCAAUGUUAUGUCUAAAUAUCGUCUUUGUAUAUACAGGUAAAACUAUUUUAUGUUUACAUGUAUAUAAUGAAGGGCAGUAUUUUUAAGAUUCACUAUUAAAAUUAGUUUUGUUUUAUUUUAGGAUUAGAAUUGACAUUCUUCAGUGGAGUUUAUGGAACCAGUGUCGGUCAGUAUCCGUGAAAUCUGUGAAUUGGAUUGAAGAAGAGUUACUGAUAUUGUGAUAUUUUUGUGUUAUAGGAAAUACUCUCCGUUUCGCUGAAUCUAAAAGAUUAAUUGGGCUCUCCGGAGUCUUUAUAGGAAUUGGUGAAAUUUUAGGUAAGAUCACCCCAAUCACAUUCAUAGUUUCAAAUAUUUCGACUGUGUCAAUUCAGGUGUUAGCCAGGAUCGCGAAAGAGGACGUCCAAUUUUGGUAUAAUGACAAAUCUACAGUAGGGGGGUCGGGAGUCGAAGAAAACCAAAAAGUUUGGGUCUGAGACUCUCAAACAGUAUUAGAUGUUUACGUUACUUCAUGUCAGUAUCUGCAUGUUCAACCUACUUAAGCUCAUUCAAGAUUUUUCAAACACUCCUGACUUUCUGAGAUUUGUGCUACUAUUCGACCAGGUACACCAUCAAAUGUAUAAUAAUAUUGAAAAUUGAAGCUAUUUCGUUUCAGAUAUAUUAAUAUAUUUCGGGAACUCAAUGAGAAUAAUUCCCCUUUCCCCUGAAUUUGGCCGUCCAAAGACGUCCCCCUCAGUUCUGCUUGUAUGAAACUGUUGAAUAUUAAAACAGUGUCAUUUUUUCAGGUGGAGGGGUGUUUGGUAUAUUUGGUCAACGUAUAACUGCCAAAGGUCGAGACUCUGUUGUGCUUCUUGGAAUGUUGGUUCAUUUUGUUACAUUCUUCCUAAUUUUAUUGAACUUGCCUGAAGAGUCGCCAAAUAGUGCCAGUCAUGGGAUGGGGUUCUUUUUUAAACCAAGGUAGAGUAAGAAUUUCAUUAUUAUACUCUGCCAUUCAAUUAGCCUAUACAGUCCUUAUAUAACAUGUAAUAUGUCUUAUACCAUCACUACCACACCAUAUAAUACUGAACCAGACCUUGUCACACCAUGCUACAUCAUCAAAUGCAUGAAGUUAAUGAGCGGUAAAAAUAUAUCAAAUCCGACUAUGAAGACUUUAUCAGAUAUCCAGUCCAUUGUAAUUACCAUACCAUACCAUACCAUACCAUACCAUUAAAGGCAAUACAUUUCUAAGGGUUUGAAAAAUUUAAAUAAUUUAAAAUUUGCAUAGCAUGACCAUGCCAUACCGUACCGUACCGUACCAUACCGUACCAUACCGUACCGUACCAUAUCAUGCCAAACCGUAUCAUACCAUGCCAAACCGUACCAAACCAUACCAUAGCAAACAUAUUAUAUCAUACAAUAUCAAACCAUACCAUACUAUACCACACCAUGCCAUACAUCACGCUAUGCCAUACCAUACCAUACCAUACCAUACCAUACCAUACCAUACCACACCACACCGUACCAUACCUCCACCAUACCAUAUGGUAUUGUAGUCACAGCGUCAUCUUUGAAUCAUGUCAUUUAACACAUUUUGCAGUGUUUCAAUAGCAAUGCUAUGCGCAUUUCUCCUUGGGUUUGGUGACAGUUGUUUUAACACCCAGGUAUUUUACCAUUUAAAAUCUGAUCGAAUUUCCUUUUACGGAUUUGAAAUAAUAUUAGAGAGGUUCAAAUUUUGAUUUCCAUUACCAUUAGCCAAUCAGAUGCCUGUAAUCUACCCGAUUAACCAAUCAAAUGCGUAUUAAUCCUGUGGUGGUGGUAGAAAUCAUAUAUGAAUUUUUUUAUUACAUCUCAAACAAAUUAUUGUUACGAGGCCAAAAAAAAAGAUGUGGGUUUCCGGUUUGGCGACCCUACCCUAGCUUUUGGACGUCGAAAUCCCGACCCUAAACUUUUUUUAUUGGAUCAUGCUUGUAAGUGUUUCCACUUAAAGGAAAAAGUUUGUGGAAAAUUGAAAUUUGAGGCAAUAUUAGGGAAAUUUAUCUUUGGAUGUGGCAGCACUGACUAAACAAAAUGGCGUCCGGUUGUUAGGAAAAUUAAAAAAAAAGUGAACCGACCUACCCUGGCAAUUGCUAGAUAGUAUACUUCAAAAUAAGAUUUCCGUUUUUAUAUCAAUUUUUAAAAUAAGUUAGGAUUAGGUUAGGGUUUAGGUUAGGGUUAGGUUAGGGUUAGGGUGAGGGUUAGUAUUAGGGUUAGGUUUUAGUGUUGCGUUAGGAUAGUUUUUUCUACGUUAUAAAAACGGAAACCUUAUUUUGAAGUAUACUAUCUAGCGAUCACCGACCUACCCUACCUAAGUUUUUAUAAGAAGAAAUCGGAAACCCACAUAUUUUUUUGGCCCGACUGUUCCUUAAAGGCUGUUUUCCACUAGGCGGAAUUUUCCGCGCGGAGCGGAAUUUUUCUUUGUCUUGUGAUUUCUCGGGUGGAACUAAUUAGAAAUAACAAAGAAAAAUUCCGUUCCGCACCCAAAUUUCGCCUAGUGGAAAACCGGCUUAAGGUCCAUUUCCACUCAAGAAAUAUUUCCAUGGACAGAAAAUUUUCCGAAAAUAAAAGUUGAAAAUUUUUUUCCGACGGGAAAUUUGUGUCGACCAAUUUUACAAAAUUUUGUUUCUGGGGGAAAUUUUCCCGAAUGGAAAUGGCCCGUUAGUCCUUUCAUCGUACAUCUUUGUAACGGUCUAUUUCACUAUUCAACUUGUUAUUUUUCAGAUUAUGUCUUUACUGGGUAAUUUCUAUUCUGACAAUAGUGCUUCUGCUUUUGCGAUAUUUAAAUUUUCUCAGGUAAGAACAGACACGGGAAUUUUGCAGGUUAAUUUUGCUUGUAUUUUAACGGGUUCUGAAAAGCUCAAGGUUGUUUGUUGUUGUUUAGUCUGUCGCCGCUGCAGUUGGAUUUUUCUACAGUAGUCAUUUGGGGCUGAAAGCACAACUCUAUAUUUUGGUAAGAAAAUAUUCGUUUUGAAACUAAAGCCUUGUCAAACGAGAACGAG